This is a messenger RNA of Aspergillus eucalypticola CBS 122712, 690 nucleotides long. RefSeq lists its product as uncharacterized. NCBI's taxonomy places the organism in Eukaryota, Fungi, Ascomycota, Eurotiomycetes, Eurotiales, Aspergillaceae. The record is from RefSeq and is a predicted model, not a curated record. The transcript has a single exon. The coding region runs from base 31 to 294 and encodes 87 amino acids.
CUUAUAUAUAGAAGACCUCCGAGCUCGGUUAUGAACAUGACGGAGUGCGUCUCGACUACAAUAUUGUCCUUCGGAGGAAGCUUUUUGAAAGAAAAAAGCCCAUACGAGAGAUGCAAAUUCGUGCACGAAAUCUACAAGGAUAUCAUCAUUCUCACCGGCUGCGACAAAAAGCCAAGCACCAAGCUACCUAGAGCUGUGAUUUUGGACUGCGUCACAAGCUCGCUUUACACAGCGACGUAUGGUGCUGGUGGAAAUCGGCUAGCUUUUAUCAUCGCAAACAAGCGAGAAGAGUAAUCGGUGCUGAAAUCACUUGGAGGCUUAGUGGGUGUCAUUGCCACUUGAAAGCGCCAUUGCGACUUCGUAUAUCGAUGGUGACCUCGACUUAGUUGUUACUCUCACAGCCGUCUUACGAUCUCCGACACAAUCUAUAUACAGUUUGACCCAGUGUCUCAGCACACUGCUGCGUCGACUCUUAUAAGACUACAACGAUCAUCUUCGGAUCCAGCAGCAAUGCGAUAUCUGAUGGGGCCUAUACUAUCACGGUCACAAUCUACGGUUCCGACGCUUUAGUUUCACGCAUUGUUCCUAAAGCUGUCCAACCUCUGCUACCGCAUCCGAAACCUCAAGCCCACUUCGAUCGAGCGACCCAGCUAUGACUAUUGCAUCGCUGAAUCUUCCAAGCAUGGCAUG